This is a messenger RNA of Geodia barretti, 705 nucleotides long. The record is from the annotation of a GenBank genome assembly. NCBI's taxonomy places the organism in Eukaryota, Metazoa, Porifera, Demospongiae, Tetractinellida, Geodiidae.
AUGCUUUCGGCCUGGGUGACCAGCCUCGUCAUGCUGGUGUUCUUCAUCGGCGGCGCCCGCAAUCCCAAGGUGAUCCCCAGCCGGAUGCAGGCGCUGAUCGAAAUGCUGUUUGAGCUUGUCCUCAACUUUGCCUCCAGCAUUCUCGGACCCGAAAUGGGGCGUCGCGCUUUCCCCGUGAUCGCCACCAUUUUCUUCUUCGUCCUGUUCAACGCCUGGAUCGCCAUCUUCCUGAUCCCGAUUUACCAGGCUGUCGGCUACGGAGCCAACGUCGGCGGCGAAUUCAAGCUCGCGACACACCUGGUGCGCCCCGCCGGCACCGACCUGAACUUCCCGCUGGCUCUCGCCCUGGUGUCAUUCGUCUUCGUCGAGUAUUGGGGUUUCCGCGCUCACGGUUUCGGUUACCUCAAAAAGUUCUUCGCCUUCGGCGACCUGCUGCGCGGCCGGCCUUCUGGCCUCAUCAACGUGUUCGUAGGCAUCCUCGAGCUGGUGUCCGAGAUGGUCCGUAUUGUCUCGUUCACCUUCCGUCUGUUCGGCAACAUGACCGCCGGCGAAAUCCUGGUGGUUAUGAUCACCUUCCUGGUUCCCUUCAUCGCCACCCAGUUCGUCUUUGGCCUGGAACUGCUGGUGGGUCUGAUACAGUCGGUCAUAUUCGCGGGCCUCACCCUGGUGUUCCUGUCCGUGGCCGUCAGCCACGAGGAGCACUGA